Messenger RNA from Pantherophis guttatus, 3635 nucleotides. The record is from RefSeq and is a predicted model, not a curated record. NCBI's taxonomy places the organism in Eukaryota, Metazoa, Chordata, Lepidosauria, Squamata, Colubridae.
AUGCCCCGGCCUCCCUCUCUCCCCUCCCCCCAGCCUGCCUGGCCCUCCUCGCACAGCAGCAGCGGGGAAAGACAGGAAAACAAAGCGGGCGGGGGACGUCAGGGAGGCCGGAGGGGCAGUGAGGGAGCGCGGGCGAGCGUGCGGCCAAGUGCAGCAGUCGGGGCCGCGAUCUCGGCGGGCCUCCGCCUUCUCUCCCAGGCACGAUGCUUGCGGGGACGGCUAACGGGAGGGGGGAUCCGGAGGCUGGGCCGCCGCCACCGCGGGGACAGCUGCGGACAGAGUCCCCGGCAAGCCGAGAGAGGCCCGGGACCGCGGCCGAGGACGCCUAGACUGUGGUAUGGAGCGCACCGCGGGGGCUGCUCCUCGGCCGGUGUAGGGCGCCAGAGGCAGCGGCGGUCGAGCAGCACGGAGCCCCCGCCAGAGCUGACCGGCCAGCCUCUCAACCUUGCUGGCUGGAGCCAGGCUGCAGUGGGCCCCUCAGGAUCUGCCCACUGGCCCCCCAACCCCUUCUGGACAGCCGUCUUUGACUACAAGGAGCUGACCCUGGACCAGGGAGAACUAGUGGAGGUGCUGUCCAAGGGCUCCACUAUCUCAGGGGACGAGGGCUGGUGGACAGGGAAGCUCCAGGAGAGAAUGGGGGUCUGACCCAGCAAUUACGUGUCCAGUGACCCUAAGUAUGCCCAGGUCCCCGCCCCCUUUGAAACCCGGGAACUGGAGCUGGAAAAGAUCAUUGGUGUAGGGGGCUUCAGCAAGGUCUACAAGGGGCUGUGGCGAGGAGAAGAGGUAGCCGUGAAGGCUGCCCAUCAGGAGCCAGAGGAGAAGCUCACUGUGACAGUGGAGAACAUGCGCCAGGAGGCCCCGCUGUUUGCCAUGCUGUGCCACCCCAACAUUAUUGUGCUGAAGGCGGUUUGCCUGAGCCCUCCCAACCUCUGCCUGGUGAUGGAGUAUGCCCGCUGAGGGACCCUCAACUAGGCCUUGGCAGGCAAGAAGGUCCCUCCUCACAUCCUGGUCAACUGGGCAGUGCAGAUUGUGCAGGGCAUGAACUAUCUUCACCAGGGAGCCCUGGUUCCCAUCAUCCAUCGGGAUCUCAAGUCCAUCAACAUUCUGAGCUUGGAACACAUCGAUCAUGAGGACUGGAGCCAGCACACCUUCAAGAUCACUGACUUCAGCCUGGCAUGAGAGUGGCACAAAACCACUAAGAUGAGCACAGCUGGCACUUAUGCCUGGAUGUCGCCAGAGGUCAUCAAGCAUUCUGUCUUUUCCAAGAGCAGCUAUGUUUGGAGGUUUAGGGUGCUGCUCUGGGAGCUGCUCGUGGGCAAGGUGCCCUACCGCGAGAUUGGCACCCUUGCAAUGGCCUGUGGCAUGGCCAUGAAUAAGCUGAUGCUGCCCAUCCCCUCCAUGUGUCCUGGACCCUUUGCCCACCUCCUGGAAGAAUGCUGGCACCCAGACCCCCAUGCCCAGCUGGACUUCCUGGGGUAGCUGGUGGCCAUAGAGCAGUCAUCCCUCUUCCAGAUGCCCCGGUCCUUCCAGUCACUGCAGCAGGACUGGAAGAUGGAGAUUGUGGGGCUCUUCCAUGAUCUGAGCACCAAGGAGAAGGUGACCAGGAGCUGGGAGGAGGAGCUGCUGUGGGCCAUGGAGGAGCACCGGACACAGGAGGUGCUGUGCUGGCAGGAGCAGGAGCUGGCCGAGUGCAAGAUUGCUAUGGUGGAGCAGGAGCUGAGCCUCCUGAUGCUGCAGCUGGGCCAAGAGAAGCGGAUCAAGAGGCAGAAGGGGCACUUCCAGCGCUCCCACCUCCAGCUGUGAGAUGCGAACCACAUCAGCCUCCCUUCAGGCUUUGAGCACAAGAUCACAGUGCAGCCGGCCCCCAGCCUCGAUUGGUAGAAAGGGCUAGCCUCCCCCAGCCCCCCAGGGAGGCCUGGCCUCAUCCCACACCUGUGGGCCAUUCGCUUGACCCCCUUGGACGGAAACCAGAUGUGGGGCCGAAGCAGCUUGGCCAAGGAGGAGGAGCCAGUGGGGUCGAAGAAGAAAGGGCAGACGGGGGGGCCAAGCUCCACAGUCCACAAACAGAGACUCGGUGGGGAGGACAGAUAUGGGUCCCUGGCCCAAGGCAAUAAACAGUGGUCAUCCAGCACACCCAACUUGGGCAAUUCCCCCAAGCACGUGCCCCUGGCAGUGGGCUUUGCCAGCCUCGUGGGAAUGCUAGGCUGCUCCUGUGUUCCCUCUACCCCAAGAGCUGGGCUGGAGGAUGUGGCAGGCAGAGCCACCUUCUGCACCCCUUUCCCCAGCAGCCGAGAGCUGGUCCCUCAGGCGCAGAUUUCUGGGCAUAAGCAGGGUGCCUCGGAAUGGCUGCAUGGUCCUUUUGCAGCCCUUAAUUUAAGGGCCUGGGAUAGUUGCCAUGGAUUUGGUCCCGCACUUCUUUGCAGUUCUCCUGUCCCUGUUGGACUGUCCAAGAAUGGAGGUCCAAGUUGGAGCUACUCCCUGGGGAGCUGUGCCGGUCGUGCCACAAGAUCUGCCUUCCUUUUCCUUUGCCUCCCUCAGAAGAGCUCACCGAGAAGGAUGGCAAAUUCCAGCCAUGACCAGCCACUCUCGCUCCUGGGACCCUGGCUGCAGCUGCUGCCAUCCAUUGCUGAGGAACCCAAGCAGGCUUCAGCCACUGGGCAUCGUGGCUGCCACAGUGACCUCGGCCUGCUGGGCUGCACAGUGAUUUUGGCUUCUGUCGUGCUGGGCAUGGAGCUGGCCGAACUGGCAGGCGAUGGGCUGAGGCUGCCCCCACCUCCUGGGCCACCCAGCAGCAUCACCCUACUGCCCCUUUCCGACUGCAACUCCACCAAAUUGCUUCUGCCCUCUGACAUGGAAGAUGCCCCCCUGGACGAGCAGCCCUCACCCACAGAAAGCCCCGCCUGCCUUCCCUAGUGGAGUCCCCUGGUGGGCAUGGUGGUGGAGAGCUUCAAGAAGGACCCCUACCAGCCACUCGCCCCCACCCACAUGAGUGCCACACAGGCCCUCAGCCAAGCGUACCGCUGGACACCAUCUGAGGGAGCCUCCCAGCAGGGUCCUGGCCAUACAGGUGGGCAUCAACUGCAGGCAGGGUGCAGGCUAAAAGGACACGAGGCUGAUGACCGAAUCCUGAGGGCAACCCUCUCCCCAGGAACUCUCGAGUCCCGCCAGACCCUUCUGGACAUGGAUGUGGGUGGGCAGCCUCAGGACAGCAUGGUGGCCCUUUGUCAGGCUCAGCCAUGUCUGUGCAGCCUGCAGGCUGACAUUUCUCCCUGACCCACAGCCUCACUGGCCCCAGGAGGACCCUUUGCACCCCAGGAUAUCCUUGGGAGGCUGAGGGAAUGGGCUGGCUUUGGGAUCCAAGGUCCCUGAGGGGAUGCUGGGCUGACCGACCAACUGGAGGCUGCUGGAUUUUUGGGCUUCAUGAGCUGAGCUUCUGUGAUUGGUUGUUUUUAGAGAAAAGGUGUGUUUGAGAGGAGGACAGUGCCUGCCUGACAUGCUUUUGCUGGGUUCCGGCCUCAUUUAAGAAGGGGCAAAUGCCAUUAUGCGAUGGUACCUUUGCCCUUGCUCUGAACAGCAGUAUCAGUAUUACAUGAUCUUCCUACAGGCUUCAGCCUCCAACAGCCCUGCAGGAUAGG